AUGACUGUGGACAAGGGUGAAUUGUUGAGUCCUUGUCGCUGUGAUGGCUCUGUGCGUUACUCCCAUCAACCAUGCCUUUUGAAGUGGAUUAGCGAAAGAGGGUCAUGGAGCUGUGAGAUUUGCUGUUACAGAUACCACGUAGUCGCAAUAAGAAUGAAAAGACCAUGUCAGUGGGAACCUAUCACAGUGACAUUGGUUGAGAAGGUACAAAUAAUCGCUGUGAUCCUUGGUUGCCUCUUUCUGAUAGCGAGUGUGACGUGGCUUUUCUGGUCAGCCUUCAGUCCUGCUGCAAUGUGGCAGAGAAGAGAUAUCUUAUUCCAGAUCUGCUAUGGAAUGUAUGGUUUUAUGGAUCUUGUGUGUAUAGGCCUAAUUGUUCAUGAAGGAGCAGCAAUCUAUCGAGUGUUUAAGCGCUGGAGGGCUGUUAAUCUGCACUGGAUGGUGCUGAAUUAUGACAAAGCGAAAGAUGUGGAAGGGCACAGCAGCAAUGCAGAAACCUCAGCCAAUCAGACCUUUUGGGCAUCUCUGAACCGAUUCAGAACAAGAAACACAGUUACUUCUCCUCGGUUAAUAUCUGAAGGAUUUCACUGCAGCUAUACUUUAUUGCAUUUAUUCACUCGCUUCAGACCACACGAUGAGGAGUAUGAGGACAACAGUUCUGCUGAAGUCGUAAUGAGGGUGACUUCAGUAUGAAAAUACAUUCCUCACAAUCUAAUAA
This is a messenger RNA of Callorhinchus milii (elephant shark), 715 nucleotides long. RefSeq names its product E3 ubiquitin-protein ligase MARCHF11 (gene marchf11). The record is from RefSeq and is a predicted model, not a curated record. Gene Ontology annotation, molecular function: ubiquitin-protein transferase activity; zinc ion binding. The coding region runs from base 1 to 690 and encodes 229 amino acids. Lineage: Eukaryota; Metazoa; Chordata; Chondrichthyes; Chimaeriformes; Callorhinchidae. The transcript is spliced from 4 exons. Gene Ontology annotation, biological process: protein ubiquitination.